GGGUCACUAUUACUAAGCCUCAUCAGCAAGCUUAGUGUGUAACCACGUCGUUUUAUCAACUCGCAGCCCAUUAUCUCUCAACAAUAUCCAUGGUAAACUUUGCGGAGCUCAAGCAGAAGGCAGAGAAGGCCAAAGAUGCGGGCGUCACAAAGAUGGUGAACACAAGGGAUAAAUAUUCCAGUGUUCCCUCUUCAAAAACGAAUUGGGAUCCUAACUGGAAACGUGCACCUCCACCUGCUCCAGCAGGGUCGUCGGGUAAUGGGCCUCCACCGCCUCCGCUGCGAACACGUCCAGAUGCUUCUGGAAGCUCAAGAAGCUCUGUUGUUUCACCCCCUCCUCCCCUGGCUCACGGCUCACGGCCCGGUGCUCCUUCCCCACCAUCUUAUAGCCACAUUUCUCCUCCACCCACACGCGCUAAGAGCUCUUACCCAUCUCAGACGAGAUCAACUGAUCAAGUGGAUCACAUAGAUUGGGCGAAUUUGUCACAGGAAGACAAGGAUGAAUUUUUUAGCUGGCUGGACGAAUUUUUCUCCCGAUAUCUCGAUAUCGCUCUGCCUUCCACUGCAGGAAUGAAAGGAAGUCCUGCGGUCACAGUACAGUCAGCUGGACCUCCGCCGGUUAAUCUCAAUUCACGACCGUCCUGGUGAAUGACCACUUUUAUCUGGUACUGCGCCUCCGUACUGUUUACUUCAUUGUGAACCACUUCCGUGAAAU
Molecule: messenger RNA, 714 nt
Organism: Suillus subalutaceus
Lineage: Eukaryota; Fungi; Basidiomycota; Agaricomycetes; Boletales; Suillaceae
Exons: 3
Coding region: 90-647 (185 amino acids)
Source: RefSeq, a predicted model, not a curated record